Molecule: messenger RNA, 3617 nt
Organism: Morone saxatilis (striped sea-bass)
Lineage: Eukaryota; Metazoa; Chordata; Actinopteri; Moronidae
Gene: mvp
Product: major vault protein
Cellular component (GO): nucleus; cytoplasm
Molecular function (GO): protein binding
Source: RefSeq, a predicted model, not a curated record
GAUCUAUUUUCCGGGAUCAGUCAACGCCCCCCCCCCUCCUGCAGCUGUUUGGAUGUUGGUGCGGUUGGACACCGACCCAGUGUGAGUCAGGACCCAGUCUGAGCUGCCUGCCUCCCGCACACCGCUCCACAGCCUCACGGGGACGAGUAUUGAGUUCAGAUCAUGUCUAAGAAAGGAGGAAACCGCGGCCCGGAGGUCGAAGGGAUGGUGGAGGCCUCCAUCAUCCGGAUCCCGCCCCACCACUACAUCCACGUGUUGGACCAGAACACCAACAUCGCCCGGGUGGAGAUCGGACCGCUCACGUACAUCCGCCAGGACAAUGAACGGGUUCUGUUUUUACCCGUCCGUAUGGUCAUGGUGCCGCCGCGCCACUACUGCGUGGUCCUGAACCCGGUGGCCCGCGACGAUGAUAAGCAGGUCCUCUUCGACCAGUCGGGUCAGGCCAAGCUCCGCCACGCCGACCUUGAGAUCCGUCUGACCCAGGACCCGUUCCCCCUGUACCCCGGGGAGGAGAUCCAGCAGGACGUGACUCCGCUGCAGAUCGUGUAUCCGGACACGGCACUGCGUCUGCAGGCUCUGCUGGACUUCGAUGAGCGGGGAGGAGAGAAGAGAGUCGCUGGAGACGAGUGGCUGUUUGAAGGACCAGGGACGUACAUCCCCAGGAAGGAGGUGGCGGUGCUGGAGACCAUUAAGGCCACGGUGAUCAGAGAGAACCAGGCCAUCAGACUGAGAGCACGCAAAGAGGGAGUGGACAGAGGAGGCGUCCGCAGAGUCACAGGUGAGGAGUGGCUGGUGAGGAAGGUGGGAGCGUACCUUCCAGGAGCUCACGAGGAGGUCAUCGACAUUGUAAAUGCUUUCAUCCUGACUGACAAGAAAGCGCUUCAUGUCCGCGCCGUGCGGGCCUUCAAGGACGCCGGCGGGCGGGACCGGCGUACGGGCGAGGAGUGGCUCGUCACCAUGGCCGACAGGGAGGCCCACAUCCCCUCUGUGUCGGAGGAGGUGGUCGGGGUGGUGAAUGUGACCACUCUGAGCAGCAGGCAGUACUGUGUGGUCCUGGACCCGGUCGGACCCGACGGGAAACCUCAGCUGGGGCAGAAGAGGGUGGUGAAGGGCGAGCGCUCAUUUUUCCUGCAGCCGGGUGAGCACCUUGAACAGGGCAUCCAGGACGUGUACGUGCUGUCGGAGGAGGAGGGUCUGGUGCUGAGAGCUGUGGAGGCCUUCAACGACACCGAGGAGCGUGAGGAGGAAGAGGAAGAGGCGGAAGAGGAGGAGCUGAUGCAGGAGAGGGCGAAGCGCUCGCGUAGGAGCGGCGUCCUCCGUCGCCCCGGAGAUCGCUGGAUGCUGCGCGGUCCCAUCGAAUACGUCCCCCCCGCCACCGUAGAGGUGAUGCUGAGACGACAGGCGAUCCCGCUGGACGAGAACGAGGGAAUCUACGUCAGAGACAUCAAAACUGGAAAGGUGCGAGCGGUGAUCGGUCACACCUACAUGCUGACUCAGGACGAGGAGCUGUGGCAGAAGGAGCUUCCACGUAACGUCGAGGCUCUGCUGGCUUCUCGUCUGGACCCGCUGGCCGACCGCUCGGACCGCACCGCAACCGAGGGGGUCGGGCCGAGGGACAAGACCAAGGUGGUCUCCUACAGGGUGCCCCACAACGCUGCCGUCCAGGUCUACGACUACAGGGAGAAGAAGGCCAGGGUGGUGUUCGGACCAGAGAUGGUGAUGCUGGGACCCGACGAGCAGUUCACCGUGCUGUCGCUGUCCGGAGACAAACCGAAGAGGGCCAACGUGAUCAAGGCCGUCUGCCUCCUGCUGGGACCGGACUUCUUCACCGACAUCAUCACCAUCGAGACGGCGGACCACGCCCGCCUGCAGCUGCAGCUCUCCUACAACUGGCACUUUGAUAUGAAGUCUCCAGCCGACCGCGCCGAGGCAGCAGCUCUGUUCUCAGUCCCGGACUUUGUCGGAGACGCCUGUAAAGCCAUCGCCUCGCGGGUCAGAGGAGCCGUCGCCUCCGUGCAGUUUGACGAUUUCCACAAGAACUCGAACCGGAUCAUCUGCUCGGCGGUGUUCGGCUUCGAUGAGAAGCUGGCGGUUCGUCCCAGCCUUCGCUUCAGCCAGAACAACCUGGUGAUCAGCAGUGUGGACAUCCAGUCUGUGGAGCCCGUCGACCAGCGCACACGAGACGCCCUGCAGAAGAGCGUCCAGCUCGCCAUCGAGAUUACCACCAACUCCCAGGAGGCCACUGCACGCCACGAGGCGGAGCGUCUGGAGCAGGAGGCUCGGGGAAAGCUGGAGAGGCAGAGGAUCACCGACCAGGCCCAGGCUGAGAGAGCCAGGAAGGAGCUGCUGGAGCUGGAGGCGCUCAGCGCUGCGGUGGAGAGCACAGGAGCCGCCAAGGCUGAGGCUCAGUCUCGGGCGGAGGCGGCUCGUAUUCAGGGAGAGGCGGCGGUCAACGAGGCCAAACUGAAGGCUGAAGCUCAGAGGAUCGAGGCGGAGGCGGAGCUCCAGCGCCUGGCGAAGGCUCGCGAGCAGGAGCUGAGCUAUAAGAAGCAGAUGGACAAUCUGGAGGUGGAGAAGCAGAAACAUCUGGCUCAUAUCGAGAGCGAGCGCUUCAGUCAGCUGGUGCAGAGUCUGGGCAGCGACACGCUGAAGGAGAUCGCCAGAGCCGGACCCGAGCUGCAGGUGAAAAUGCUCCAGGCUCUGGGGCUGAAGUCCACCCUCAUCACAGACGGAACGUCACCCAUCAACCUCUUCACCACAGCCAACGGCCUGCUGGGGGCGCUGCCGGGCCAGGGUCAGGGCCAGUGAGGAGGAAGAGGAGGAGGAAGUGUCCAAAAGUAAACUUCAACAGAAGCUCAUUUUACUGACAAACAGUCACUUUAGUGUUUCUGUCGGCCGAUAUUAAAGCAAGAUAAUGUGCCUUUUGUAAGAUUUAAAGAUGCACUUAAUGGGUUUGUUAAAGCGCCUCCAACAUUUCCUCCCAGACUUCUGUAAAUGGUUUAAAACACCACUAUAUAGCUCUGUAACAAAAGCAGGCAGUGCAUCUUUAAAAUUAAUGUUUUUGUAACUUUGAAGUAAAAACUGGAACCAGGAACCAGACUGGAACCAGGUUUUAUGACCACAGAAUUUACACGACAUCAAUUCAAAAACUAAAAAUCUACUUUGAAACUCUCCUGUUGAAUCCUCAAAACUAAAGAUUAACAACUGUGUGAGAAAAUAUCAGAUUCUGUGAUAAAGAGUCAAAAGCCUCUGAACAUAAGAACUGAAGGAAAGAAACCGAACUACGACUCCCAGGAUGCAUUUCACUAACAAACAUCCAAUUGAAAGAGGAUUUUACGACCGAUUGUGGGUCAGCUUUGGAUGAAAUCAGUAACCAUGGCGACGAGGUUUGUUCACAACUGCAACAAAAUCACUGAGUCACACUUCUGAUUGUGUCCUUCUCCAUGGCAACAGCAACUGAGGCUCAUGGGUAUUGUAGUAUUUAGAGCCGCCCACAAAACUGACAGAAACAAAGUUAAAAUAAUUCAAACUUAAAAUAUCGUUAUUUUAUUCUUUCUGUGGAGGAUAAGAAAAUAGUUCCUAAGCCCUGCCCCUUUUUGUUCUGUGCUCCAAUAACA